CCAGCUCCCAGGCGCUUCUGCAGCUGUGCCCUCUGCCGCAUCCACACACUAAACUGAGCAGCAAGAGCUUACAUCCCGGCCUGGCGCGUUUGUAAAACCUCAGCUGGAUUCUGAACAUGACACUGGACUUAAUGGCCUUAGGCCAAGCAUGGCUGUUAGCCUCAACACCAAAGCCUCUUGCCUGCUUGGAAGGGCCUCUGCCACCUUCUGUUUGGGGAUCAGCCACCUCUCCGAACAGAUGAAAACAGCAGUCGGCAAUUUGGGCAAGUUGUUUAACUGUUAGGUUAAACUGCUGGGUCUCUGCUCCAGCCCUCUAAGUUACAUAAUGUGACCCUGUUGAAAAGACUGAUAAUACCAUUUGGGAGCAGGAAGCCAAUUUCUGACUGCUUAUUGUUGGUGGGUGGGGCAAGGGCUGGGGUCAGGGAACUCGGCAGAAUGUGGCAAGGGUUUAAGGAACAAAAGGGGCCUGGCAGAUGGAGAGGGCAGGAAGGCUUGGGUGACCAAGGCUUGGGGAUAAAACUGAUUGGUGUGUCAGCAAAAUCUGUCAUUGGCUUUGGCGAUUCAAAAGGCAGACACGUUUUCUCAUCUCUGCUAAUCCUCAUCUGAUACAGAGGAUUUUCCAGCCACUAUAUCUCCAGAAAGAAAGGGGGAAAAAAAAGGCAAUCAAACCUGCUCGCACAGCCUUGCUCUUCGCUGGUGUGCCCCCAGCUCCAGCCUUUAUUUCUUAUUGCAACAUUUCUUGGGCGAUGGAGGGGCUGGGGACGCUGUGGGCAGCCCCCCAGGAUGGUAGGGAUCCUACAGCUGAACGGUGCUAAGCCGCCAGGUGCAAGAAGGCCGAGGGAUGCUGAUCCUGCUUCUUCAUGCGGUGGUCUUCGGCCUGCCUUGCACCCGGGCCACCGAGGCCUGUUUGCAGGCCUGCCCUGCGGCCUGCACCUGCAGCAGCGUGGAGCGCGGCUGCUCGGUGCGUUGCGACCGUGCGGGCCUCCUGCGGGUGCCCACUGAGUUUCCGUGCGAGGCCGCCUCCAUCGACCUGGACCGGAACGGCCUGCGCAUCCUGGGCGAGCGGGCCUUCGGCACGCUGCCGUCGUUGCGCCGCCUGUCGCUGCGCCACAACAACCUGUCCUUCAUCACGCCUGGCGCCUUCAAGGGUCUACCGCGGUUGGCCGAGCUGCGCCUGGCGCACAACGGCGAGCUGCGCUAUCUGCACGCGCGAACCUUCGCCGCGCUGGCUCGCCUGCGCCGCCUCGACCUGGCGGCCUGCCGCCUGUUCAGCGUGCCCGAGCGUCUGCUGGCCGAGCUGCCCGCCCUGCGCGAGUUCACGGCCUUCGACAAUCUGUUCCGCCGCGUGCCCGGGGCGCUCCGAGGGCUGGCUAACCUGACGCACGCGCACCUGGAGCGCAGCCGCAUCGAGGCUGUGGCCUCCAGCUCGCUGCGGGGCAUGGCGCGCCUGCGCUCGCUCAGCCUGCAGGCCAACCGCGUGCGCGCAGUGCAUGCCGGGGCCUUUAGCGACUGCGGUGCCCUGGAGCAUCUGCUGCUCAAUGACAACCUGCUGGCCGCGCUGCCUGCUGCCGCCUUCCUAGGCCUCCGCCGCCUGCGCACACUCAAUCUGGGUGGCAACGAGCUGGGUCGUGUGGCUCGUGCCUGGUUCUCCGACCUGGCAGAGCUCGAGCUGCUUUACCUGGAUCGCAACAGCAUCACUUUUGUGGAGGAAGGCGCCUUCCAGAACUUAUCAGGCCUCCUGGCCCUGCAUCUCAACGGCAACCGCCUCACCAUGCUCUCCUGGGCCGCUUUCCAGCCUGGCUUCUUCCUGGGCCGCCUCUUCCUCUUCCGCAACCCUUGGCAUUGUGACUGCCAUCUGGAGUGGCUGCGCGAUUGGAUGGAGGGCUCUGGGCGUGUGGCUGAUGUGGCAUGUGCCUCCCCAGGUUCCGUGGCCGGCCUGGACCUCAGCCAGGUGGUCUUUGAGCGCUCCUCUGAUGGCUUGUGUGUGGACCCUGAGGAGCUGAACUUUACCACAUCUAGUCCAGGGCCCAGGCCAGAGCCGGUGGCCACCACCGUGAGCAGGUUCAGCAGUCUCCUCUCCAAGCUGCUGGCCCCAAGGGUCCCCGUGGAGGAAGUAGCCAACACCACCUGGGAGCUGGUCAACAUCUCGCUGUAUGACAGCCUUCCCUCUCGUGGAGUGGUGGUCUUGGGUUGCAAGGCCACGUUUCUCUUUGUCUCUUGCCCCUUGCUCACCCUGGCACAGUAUGGAGUGUUCAGCCUACAGAGGGACUGACUCUGUCACAGGGAAGUGACCCAAACCACUUCGGCCAAAAGGGGAAGGUUUGCUUGGCUGUGAUUGGGAGUGUCUGUAGUUGAGUGGAGAGGAAAUAGGAUUAGGGUUGGUGAUAAAAGUUCUUGUAGAGGUGGAAGAAACACUAUCUCCAAAGAUAGCCCUAGGCAGAGGAGCACUCUGGGAAAUGCCACUGAAGUAGGUAUAAAUUUCUGCUCUUCUCACAUGGGCAUCCAUUGAAAAAGAGAAGAAUGAACAAGGGCUCUUGGGUGGGUAGGUGAGGAAUGGAAGUUCCUGGGACUCCUGCCCUCCAUCUCCAGGCAACAAUGCCCACGGGGCCUACAUUAAAGCGGGACUCGAUUGGCUAAGUACUAAGAACCAUCUUUUUUUUUUUUUUUUUUUUU
This is a messenger RNA of Peromyscus californicus insignis, 2673 nucleotides long. It is a transcript of the gene Nyx, whose product is annotated as nyctalopin. The coding region runs from base 842 to 2272 and encodes 476 amino acids. The transcript is spliced from 3 exons. Lineage: Eukaryota; Metazoa; Chordata; Mammalia; Rodentia; Cricetidae. The record is from RefSeq and is a predicted model, not a curated record. Gene Ontology annotation, molecular function: protein binding.